ACCAGGAGGAGCGUGUUCUUUGCGUUGACCAUUUUGAAGAAUGGUGGGAAAAAGAAAAGUGGAGGCGGGCGAAAAUGACCGAGAUGCUAAAGAAGGUGGGAAGAGAAAAAGGUUGUUUGAAUGUACUCGGCCUGCCGGGAAAGAGCUGCCUGAGCUUGGAAAAGAAGAGAUGACUGGAAACUCCUGAUGAGAUGAGGUGGGUGAGUGAGAGCCAGAUUCCAACCUCAUAGAGUCUCAGUCGGACGAUGGACUUAUAUAUUGGAUCGACAAAUGAUCAGCCCGAGGCAGCAGCCAGCCAAGACAGCAUUCGGCCAAGACAGCAGUCACCCAAGACUAGACAGGGGAAAGACAGCCGCACGGGUGCUGGGCAUCAUGUUUGGGAUGCCGCUGUCGACGGGUUCUGGCCCGUUGUCCAUCAUCCGUCAUCCGUCAUCCAUGGCCGGCGCCCAGCGUCCGGCUUCCAAGGCUCGCGACACCUAG
Molecule: messenger RNA, 480 nt
Organism: Gaeumannomyces tritici R3-111a-1
Lineage: Eukaryota; Fungi; Ascomycota; Sordariomycetes; Magnaporthales; Magnaporthaceae
Exons: 1
Coding region: 271-480 (69 amino acids)
Source: RefSeq, a predicted model, not a curated record